UUGACAGCAGAGCGCAUUGAGAGCUGCAGUGGAGGCUGGAGUCUUGCUGGGUCUUCAGAGGGCCAUGAUGGCUCAUUACUUCUGUGUCUCCUGCCCCCAGGUCUUGCCCCCAUCCCCAGAGGCACGAGGCAAUGUGGACGUUUGGGUCACCUGCCGCCACCGCCGAAACAUCUUCUGGCGUUGUCGAGACAGGCAACCACACCUAGGGCUGUUCGAGAUCGGCCCAGACCACGAACUCUAUCGGCUUACUUGCAUGAUGCAGGCAGGGCUGUGGGCUGCCAUCCAAGCGUCCAUGGAGCACCCCCCUGUAGGGCUGCCCUCCGAAGAGGAUUUCGCUGAGGUCCUGACCCAGGCACAUGAGGGCUUCGAGAUGGACACGCUGGCCGGCCCAGCUUUUGCAUGGGUGCGCCACUCCCUGGGCCUGUCCGAAAAGGACUACCAGAAAGCGUUGGGCCCCGGAGGCCCCUACCUGCAAUUUGUCAGCAACUCCAGGAGCAAAGCCAGCUUCUUCCUGUCCCAGGACCAGCGUUUCUUCGUGAAGACCCAGCAGCGCCAGGAGGUGCGGGUCCUGCUCACCCACCUGCCCCGUUAUGUGCAACACCUGCAGAAGCACCCCUAUUCGCUGCUUUCACGGUUUCUGGGAAUGCACAGUCUGCGGGUGGCCCGGGGGAAGAAGAAAUACUUCAUCAUCAUGCAGAGUAUCUUCUACCCUGCCAGCGGCCUUUUCCAGAGGUAUGACUUCAAGGGCUGUGAGGUGGACAGGUGGGUGAACCCGGCCCUCGAGGAAGGCCCCUUCUUGGUGCUGAAGGACCUCAACUUCCAGGGCAAGACCAUCCACCUGGGGCCCCAGCGGACUUGGCUUCUCCGCCAGAUGGAACUGGAUACAGCCUUCCUUCGGGACCUCAGCUUGAUGGACUACAGCCUUCUGCUCUCCUUCCACCAGCUCCAGGAGGGCGAGAGGAACCAGGCCAGAAGCUUCAGCUCUUCCGUCAGAUCCAUGCAAGGGGCCCAGAGCCUGGAAGAGGCGGCAGAGCAGAAAUCUCGGUUGCUCUUCGAUCGCCCCCAAACUCCCCACAUUCUGGAUGGGCCAGAGCAACGCUACUUUCUGGGCCUGGUGGAUCUUGCCACCGUGUACGGGCUCCGCAAGCGGCUGGAGCAUCUAUGGAAGAUGCUGUGGUACCCGGGCCGGAGCUUCUCCACCGUCAACCCGACUCGCUAUGCCAGUCGCCUCUGCCAGUGGGUGGAGGCACACACGGAGUGAGUGGAGUGACCCAUCCGAGACCACCAGCUCAGUUCUCAGUGUCCGGAUUGUGGGUGCAUCGGCUGUAGUUCCAGGCUUUGGUUUCCAGGUGG
Messenger RNA from Suncus etruscus (white-toothed pygmy shrew), 1353 nucleotides. RefSeq names its product phosphatidylinositol-4-phosphate 5-kinase like 1 (gene PIP5KL1). The record is from RefSeq and is a predicted model, not a curated record. Gene Ontology annotation, biological process: phosphatidylinositol metabolic process. The transcript is spliced from 9 exons. Gene Ontology annotation, molecular function: phosphatidylinositol kinase activity. Bases 65 to 1261 code for a protein of 398 amino acids. Lineage: Eukaryota; Metazoa; Chordata; Mammalia; Eulipotyphla; Soricidae.